Messenger RNA from Fusarium tjaetaba, 6420 nucleotides. RefSeq lists its product as uncharacterized. The record is from RefSeq and is a predicted model, not a curated record. Gene Ontology annotation, biological process: carbohydrate metabolic process. Bases 1 to 6420 code for a protein of 2139 amino acids. Lineage: Eukaryota; Fungi; Ascomycota; Sordariomycetes; Hypocreales; Nectriaceae. The transcript has 17 exons. Gene Ontology annotation, molecular function: oxidoreductase activity, acting on paired donors, with incorporation or reduction of molecular oxygen; heme binding; oxidoreductase activity, acting on CH-OH group of donors.
AUGGCUUCCCCAACUUAUGACUACAUUGUUGUUGGAGGUGGCCUUGCAGGCUGCGUUCUCUCUAGUCGCAUUCGAGAGUACGAUGGUGCAGCUAAUAUCCUUCUCAUUGAAGCAGGAAAAGAAACACGUGGCCGCUCGGAUGUGCAUAAUAUGCAAGUUUUGAACCUAGGCGGCGAACUGGACUGGCAGUAUCAGUCAGAGCCCGUUGAAGCACUUAUGGGACGACGGAUCACCCUCAACGCCGGAAAGGGUCUGGGCGGCAGCUCAGCUAUUAACUCAGGUGGCUGGACUCGUGGUGCUGCAGCAGACUACGACGAGUGGGCAGCCCUCGUUGGUGAUGACCGCUACAGCUACAAGGGCCAACUACCAUGGUUCAGGAAGUCCGAGCUCUGGUUCGAUGAUAAGAACCCGGAACAGCACGGCAGAGAUGGGCCCAUCCGUGUAACUUGCGCCGAGGCAUCCAAUCGCGUGUUCCCUCUCGCUGAGAAAGCCGCGGCUGGAUGGGAAGAGCUUGGCGUUUCAACACUGCCAGACGGCGACCAGAACAGUGGGAAUAACCUCGGGCGCGCUUACAUCUGUGAGGCGAGAUCUGAUGGUAAACGCGAGUGGUCUGCCAAUCAGUAUUCAUUGGAUGGAGUCCAAGUUCGUGUCGAGACUUUUGUGAACCGUAUCGUCAUUCAGAAAAUCGAUGGGAAUCUCAAAGCAACUGGUGUUGAGCUGGCCGAUGGUAGCGUUGUCAAUGGCCAGAACAUCAUAAUCUCCGCUGGUGCAUUCCGCUCUCCUCAGAUCCUUCAGCUCUCUGGUAUCGGCCCGAAACCCCAUCUUCAAGAGUUUGGCAUUGAGCCACUCGUCGAUCUUCCCGAGGUUGGCAAGAACCUAUCCGACCAUGUGAUAUUCUUCCAGCACUGGCGGCUACGUGAUCCUUCUGCUGGGCAUACUAUUGGGUCUGCCAAUCCUCUGUUUCAACAACCUCAAUACUCGCAAGGUGUGCCCUUUGACUGGAUCGUCAAUACCAGAAUUCCAAAAGAGGGCCUCGCUAAAGCUAUUGAGAGAGACGAAGGAACAGAACCGCGUGAAUCGGAGCAUGUUCUUCUUGCGAAAGACAGAACAUUUGUCGAGAACAUUAUCAUGUUUGCUAAGCUUCCGUUUCCCGGUGUCACCAAGGAUGCAGAGCAUAUUACUAGCGCGUUGGUAAGCUUUCUGCCAACCUCGAGAGGCUCUGUGUCAUUGAAGUCUGGGAAGCCUGGCGAACAUCCAAAGGUGAAUCUCAACUAUCUCUCCACCGAGGUUGACAAGCAUGUCUUCCGAGAAGGAUUGCGCCAGUUGACGAGAUUCAUGCUGAAGCCCAAAUUCAGUGAUCAGAUUAUUGGAGAAUCUAUCCCCGAAGGACUUAACGUGGAAGCUCUUGCACUGGAUGAUAGUGAUGAUAAGUUGGAUCAGAGGAUAGCUAUGACUGGCGGCACCUCGUGGCAUCCUUCUGGCACUUGCUCCAUGGGGAAAGUGGUUGACACAGAGUUUCACGUUGCAGGCGUUGAAGGACUUCGGGUUGUUGACGCAUCAGUCUUUCCUGUCCCACUGAGCGCACAUCUUCAAGCCCCCCUCUAUGCUCUUUCGGAGCAGGCAGCAGCUAUCAUCACUGGGAAGGUUGGAAACGGUAACUUUGCGUUCAGUGUUGAUACGACAGGAAUGCAAACAUACCUCCCUUUCAACACAAUGUCACGCUGGGCAUGGCAUAAUGACACUGAACCAGCUGGAGACCCAAUAGACGCAUAUACCGGCAUACAGAGACAGACCCAUGGUGGAAACGUUUCCUAUGAUCUACCCGACCCAAAUCUUCCUGAUGUUUCUCAAUGGCUCAUUGGAAAUCCAAACCGUGUCAAUCUUGGACGCAUUGGAUUGCGGUUCAAGAACGAUACACUGUCAUCAAGCAACAUAUUUGAUACCCAUCAGGAGCUAGACCUCUGGCAUGGAGCCAUCACAUCAACUUUCACGAUCGAUGGCGUUGAGGUCAAGGUUGUCACGCAAGGCGACUUUGAUUCAGACGCAGUUGUUUUCACCAUUGACUCACAAUUGAUCGAGUCAGGAAAGCUCAAGGUCGAGCUCGACUUUCCAUACCCUCCAAUCCAUACAGCAAAGUACAAGAACGAAGUUUUUGUUGGUGCCUAUGACUUCCCAACCAAUCAUUCUACAAAGCUUUCAGUCAACCUCAAAGGUAAUACAGCACACAUCUAUCAUGACAUGGGCAACAAGUACUACGUGAACCUUCGUUGGCCCAAAAAAGCUUCACUGGGACUGAAACGCCUCGGCCUGCAGGGCUCUACCAAGCCCACAGCUCAUCGAUAUGUCCUAUCAUCGAGACACGGAACGACCAUUUCUUUCGUGGCGCACUUCUCUCCAGACAAGAGAGUACCCGACCUGCCAUCUACUAUUGAUAAACGUAGCAGAGCUGGAUGGCAAGACUACUGGAAUUCAGGUGGUUUUGUCGAUUUGACAGAGUCCACGAACCCCAACGCUACUGAGCUUCAACGUCGAAUCAUCACCUCCCAGUACCAUGUCAGAGUUAACAGUGCUGCCGAUGGUGAGCCUCCUCAGGAGAGCGGCUUGAUGAACAACGGUUGGUAUGGUAAGUUUCACAUGGAGAUGGUUGUAUGGCACAGCGCUCACUGGAUCUCAUGGGGCCGAGAUCGAUACUUUCACAACAUCUUCCCUGCGAUAUAUGAGAAGCUUCUACCUACAUCACUCAUCAGAGCGAAGAAGAUGGGAUGGGAGGGAGCGCGUUGGCCAAAGAUGACCGAAGCCAUCACCGGUCGAAGUUCGCCUGGCGGGAUCAACGCAUAUCUGAUGUGGCAGCAGCCGCACCCAAUGUAUAUGGCCAUGCUUGCUUUCAAGAGUAAGUCGACGAAGAAGACGUUGAAGCGCUGGGACCCGAUCGUGGAGGCGACCGCGGAUUACAUGGCAUCCUACGCAUGGUUCAACCAGUCGUCUGGCAGAUAUGAUCUAGGUCCACCUGCAAUUGGUGUCACUGAAAACACGCCCCCGGAGAACACCCUCGAUCUUGCUUACGAAGUUGCAUACUGGAGAUACGGCCUUGACGUCGCCUGCGAGUGGAAGCAGAAACUCGGCUUACCUGUACCUGAGCACUGGGUGACUGUUGCAAAGAACAUGGCGAAGCCUCCUCAGAUUGGCGGACUAUAUGCGGUGUACGAGGGUCUCAACUCGAGCUGGUGGGAUGACCCAGCACUCAACCGAGACCCGAGAAGUUUGAUCAUGCUGCAAGGUAUUCUACCUGACACACCUGCAGUGGACAAGGAGGUCGCUCGACGAACGGCGAAUAAGGUCUGGGACGUAUGGACUGACCAAAACAUCCGGGGAUGGGGACGUCCUGUACUGGCAAUCAACUCGGCUCGCAUUGGGAAUCCUGAGCGCGCGAUAUAUCACUUGACAGCAUACGAUUACUGGAAGUUUGAUGACGCAGGAUUUGCCAUUCGUGGUGGUGACGGAAACACACCACCCCCAUUUAUGCCUGGCAAUGCUGGGUUCCUCUUAGCCGUGGCGUACAUGGCUAAAGGAUGGGACGGAUCGAAGCGCGAUGCGCCUGGGUUUCCUGAAGAUGACGGGCGCUAUGGGCCCAUUAUUCGAAUUGGACCAAAUGAAGUUCAUAUCGAAGACUCCGAGUACUUCGAUACAAUCUUCGGAUUUCGCCCGUUGAAUAAAGAGGCCAUGACAGCGAAAGAGUUUGGGAUCAACCAUGCUCUAUUCGGGGUUGAGGAUUACAAGACCUACGUCAAGAAGCGUGCUGCAUUUGGGAAUGCGUUUUCUCGAACAAAGCUUUCCAAGAUACAGGACCAAAUUAACGAAGAGAUCCAAAAAGGAUGCAUUUGGGUUGAGGAUAAUAGCAAGGAUGGAGGUCCUGUUGAUCUGGCCUUCUUGUUUCGGGCUGUUCCAGCAGAAAUCAUAACCAAGUAUCUUUUCGGCCAAGAAUAUGGGUUUCUGCAGCAUGUGCAGACCACCAAGAACCUUUACGAUAAAAGGAUGGACAGAUUGUUCGGGUUCUCACAUCUGGGUCGAUUUAUACCCAAAGAGAUCCCUCUUUUCCUGUCUCUCUUCCGUCAGUUGAUCUUGAGGGCUCUGGGGUUCAACGACCCAGGUUCUGCAUUUCUUGAUUAUUUCUUGCUCGCUCAGAAGUUGGUGCAAAAGGUCGUGGCUCAACACAACCACUCGAAUGAAAAUUCUGAGAGCAUCCCGCAACAUACCGUGUUUGAUGACUUUCUAGAUAGCUCAUUACCUCAAGAGGAAAAGGAAAAGGGCCCUCUCACUCAGCAAGCAGUGGCUAUCUGGAGUGGGGGAUGGGACACGGUUGGAUUUGUGCUGACCAUGGCGGCAUACCAAUUACUCCAGAAUCCAGAAGUUGAGCAGCGCCUCUACCAGGAACUCAAGGAGUCCUGGAAAGACCCUACUGAGUCCCCUGAGAUCACAACUCUGGAAGGCCUACCAUACCUUACUGCUGUGGUCAAGGAAACGUUUCGUCUCUCGCCCGGUGCGCUCUGCCGGCUGAGUCGCGUCAACCCUAGCGGCAUCGAACGAUACGGCGACUGGGAAAUACCCCCGGGCACAAUCAUCAGCAUGUCUAUUCCGGAUGUUCUCUCAGAUACGGCAAUCUGGGGUUCUGAUGCUUCUAUUUUCAAGCCUGAAAGAUGGCUGAGUGGAGGUGCGGACCUCGACAGAUACCUAGUGACUUUCAGCAAAGGAACACGAGUUUGUCCAGGAAUUGAGUUGGCAUGGAUCGAGACCCGGCUUGUCAUUGCGAGCCUUUUCCGAAGGUAUGAGAUGAGCAUCACACCAGAGGCCGGCAUAUCUGAUGAUGAUAUCAUGCCGUAUUACGAAGGGUUCACGCCUGCAGUCAAGAAUUGGAUAUCUCGACUGCCGGCUGCAGUGAAAACCGACUUCGUUCCCCUCAAAGAUCAGAUUGUCAGCUUCAAAAUUCACUUCAUCCUCAUCAUGCCAAACAGCGGACGCGGUCGAGGUGGAUUAUUCCAGCGCGGUGGUCAAGGUGGUCGAGGCGGGGGCUUAAUAGGGUCCGCUGUCCGUGGCGUAGCAGGCGGUAUUGGGCUCGUGUCGGAGAGCGUUAGCUCUUACAAAGAGAAGAGAGCAGCGGAGAAAACCCCCGCAUCCUCAGAGUCAAGCCAACAGCCUCAAUCAAGCGGCAUUGUUGUCGGAAACGAGCCGGCGCCAAACUGUGAGCCUCAGUCAAGCCAGCCCGAGGACUCGACUGAAAGACAAUGGGAGCUCGACGAAACACAAUCUGAGCUACUCUCGAGUCCCCAAGACGGUGCCGACACCGCUCAACAGACUCAAGUUGACAAGGAUCUUGUGGCCAGCUUUUUGAGGGUGCAUGGCGCUUCAUCUAGCCGAACCAAUGCUCAAUUGGAGUUGCCAGUCAUUCUCGCGCAGCGGAGACCAAAAGACCGAACCCGUGGCUUCGUUCGGGGAUUUGCUCCGAUGCUCGAGACUGUCGGCAUUGACCAGGCGGCAUGGCUAGACUUUCUAGAUAAAUUCGACCAGUCUACUCGAGCCUCGCCUUGGAUCGAGGUAAUCAAUUUUGCAGAAUUGGGCGGUUUCUUUGUACCGAUUGCGCCAAGCAUCGCCAUUAGUGCAGCCGUGUACAAAACAAUUGAGGUUGCGAAAGAUGUCCAAGGCAGACAAAGGUCAAACAAGUUCAUUUCUCAGAUGAAUGAGAAAUACUUCUAUCCAAAGGGCUUAUGCUGUUUGAUCAUGACCUGGCGACCCGAUUCUGGGAAGUCUCACGAGGUUGUUGACCUGACAUCAACAGUCGCUUCUUCCAUUGGAUCGUAUGACUCUUCAUUCACCAACAAGUUUAAAACCUCCAGCGGAAAGACCUAUGGUGAUUUUGCUCUCCCCGAAGCUGCUCCUCUCAUCUUUCCGACCCUCGAUGUCCUUGCUGAGGCUGAUAAUGAGGAAUCGAAGGGUUUGAAGCAGAGCCUGGGCGAGAAGAGAACAUACAUCCAGGAGUACUAUGACAAGAGGGCUCAGGCUCAGUUCGCGCUCAAUAGCCCGGAUAACCUCUUGGCCAACCAGCAAGAAGCUCCAAAGUUCUCUUCACGAUAUGCUGAUCCCAGUCAUCCUUCUAACAAUGGCUCCUUAAUCUCCCUACUCACUGGCGGAUAUGUCGACCCAACGAAGCUGCGCCGGGGCUUUAGGGGCCAAGCACCAGAGGGCCAGAACCAAGGACAAGCCAGUGGAGCACGAAGUGAUAGACAGCCCGGUCUGCCAGUGCCUUACAAGCCGGUCAAGGCGGCAAGGAAAUUUCUUUUUAAAAAGGACAUUUUGUAUUUAAUGGUCGUCAACAUGCCCAGUGAGGAUGAGCUCCGGGAGGCCCAGGCUGCAUUGGACCGCAGAUAA